Molecule: messenger RNA, 1428 nt
Organism: Fusarium poae
Lineage: Eukaryota; Fungi; Ascomycota; Sordariomycetes; Hypocreales; Nectriaceae
Exons: 3
Coding region: 1-1428 (475 amino acids)
Biological process (GO): amino sugar metabolic process; peptidoglycan turnover
Molecular function (GO): phosphotransferase activity, alcohol group as acceptor; ATP binding
Source: RefSeq, a predicted model, not a curated record
AUGGCACGAUCAUCAGUCGAGCAGAAUGGAAACUCCAACACGAGUGGUCAGCCAAAUGAUCCUCAAGGCCAAUCUUCGAAUGGGAAUAGCCAUCAUCACUCGUCCUCUUCCGCUGCACUUGAACUGACUGUGCUGGGAAUGAAUAGUGGCACUGCUAUGGAUGGUAUUGACUGUGCCCUUGUUCGAUACUACCAGAGAACCCCAGAAGAUGCUUUACACAUGGAGCUACUCAAGUACGAUGAGAUGCCUGUACCUCAAUGGAUUAAGAAGCCCGUCCUCACGAUGCUUCGCGAGACCAAGACAACUCCUUCCAAGAUGUCACAACUCAAUGUACAACUUGGAGAGAUGUUUGGUCAUGCCGUCAAAGACUUUUGUGGCAAGCACGAAAUAUCGAUAGAUAGCAUUGAUCUCAUUGGAUCACAUGGCCAGACCAUUUGGCUUCUAUCUAUGCCAGAAGAAGGAGAGACACGCUCGGCAUUUUGUCUUGGUGAGGGCACAGUUAUUAGUGCCAUGACUGGUAUCACGACUGUGACGGACUUCAGAAUGGCAGAGCAAGCAGUAGGGAGACAAGGAGCACCGUUGGUCGCCCUAAUUGAUGGCCUUCUGCUGCGUCACCCUACUAAGUGGCGUGUCUGUCAGAAUAUCGGUGGAAUCGCCAACCUUUGUGUUAUCCCCCCUGAUUCUGAGGGCGGAGUUGACUCUAUGGUUGAUUGGGAUUGCGGACCAGGCAAUAUGUUCAUUGACAACGCUAUGCGUUAUUUCACCAACGGCGAAAUGGAAUACGACAGAGACGGCGAAUGGAGCGCUAGAGGUACUGUGUGCCAAGGAAUUGUCGACAAAUUUCUUAACACAAACAAGUACUGCAACCACACUCCUCCCAAAACCACAGGACGAGAAACGUUUGGCGAUAACGAAGGUCAAGAGCUUAUCGACGAAUGUCUGGCUGCAGGCUGCGACAAAUACGAUACACUGGCAACAAUCACCCGGAUCACAGCCCAGAAUAUCGUCAAACAAUACCGCACAUUCUUCCCUCAAUUUGGCAUCAGCCUGGAUAGAAUUUCCGAGAUCUACAUGUGUGGUGGUGGAGCCCGAAACCCGACUAUUAUCAAAUAUCUCAAGGAGCAGCUUCCGGGUGCAGAAAUUCGCGCACUUGAUGAGACAGGAGUUCCAUCCGACGCCAAGGAGGCUGUAUCCUUUGCCCAACAAGCUAUGGAGGCCAUCUUAGGUCGCGCGGCGUUGGUCCCCAUCAACAGUGACAGCUUGGUGCCCAACACGAUUUCAGGCAAGAUCGCUCCAGGCAAGAAAUGGCGCGAUAUCAUGAAGUUGGGGAUCGCAUUUGGCGAGGGUCGUUCAAUCUUGCCCACAGUUAAAGAGAUGAUUGUGGAAAAGCCCUAUACUGCUUGGAAGUCUAUGCAAGCUUUCGAAUAA